AUGCCGCUUGCUUCUCCCCUGCUGUUGUCAGACCGCACCGCCUCCUCGCAGGGCCGCGCUCGCCCAGACUCGGCCCCCUCACCCAGCUACUGGGGAAGGUUUCCAGGCGGCAGCGGCGAGCGUCAGUUUCUCACCGCACUGCGCCAGUUCUACAGGUGCAGACACGAGAGCGGCGGCCGGUGCUCCCCGCCUACAGUUGCCGCCGCCCCCGCCGCCAGCAUGACGAUGGACCUGAACGUGUCGUCGCGGGCGCCGCUGUGCUCGCCGCCGCUGGCGCUGGACAAGGCGUCGGCGUCGGCGUCGUCGCCGCCCGUGUCCGCGCCCUCGCCCGUGUCGUCUUCCGCCCCCGGCAAGCGCAGCUUCGACGUCGCCUUCCUGGUGGGGCCCGACGAGCGGCUGGAGGCGGCGCGCAGCGGCAAGCAGGCGCGGGCGGCGGAAGCCCACCCCCAGCCCCACCCCCAGGGGCAGCCGCACGGCCAGCUGCGGGUGGUGACGCUCUACUACCACUCCGAGGACUACAUCCGCAGCGCCUUCACCAAGGUGGUGACGAGCAGCGGCGGCCGCGAUCCGCUGCCCCUGCCGCUGUCGCUGUCGCCCGCCUCCUCGCUCUCGCUGUCUCCGGACCCGCCGCCGGUGGCCGCCCCCACCGCCGCGGCGCCCUACCACAGCCCCGGGCCCGGCCACGCCGCCUCCGCCUCCGCCGCGCCCGAGUCGCCGCCCCCGCCGCCCAAGCUGGGCCCGCUGCCGCUGGCGCUGCCGCUGCCGCCGCUGCUGCCGCCCUCGGUGGCCGUCUCCUCCGCCUCCGCCGCCCUCAAGCCACCGCCCCCGUCUGCAGCGGGCGCCUCCUUCCUGCAGCCACCGCACUCCAGGCACCACGACGUCACCAACGGCGGUUCCGGCGUCACCGUACACGCCAAGGUGGCCGCCGCGGCGCUGCUGCCGCCGUCGCUGGCGGCGCUGUCGCUGCCGGCGCAGAACGUGUGCGCCAAGUGCAACGUGAGCUUCCGCAUGACGUCGGACCUGGUGUACCACAUGCGGUCGCACCACAAGGGCGAGUCGCAGGCCGAGGCGCUGCGGCGGCGGCGCGACCAGGACAAGCUGCGCUGCCCCGUCUGCGCAGAGACGUUCCGCGAGCGCCACCACCUCACGCGCCACAUGACGGCGCACCAGGACAAGGAGGGCGACCUCGUCGACGACAAGUGACCCGCGCCCAGGUCCGGCCGCCGCCGACGACACGACGACCACGCCGACCCCUACCUGCGCUUCGACUGACGCGGCUGCCCGCCGGCCUCCGUCUGGCCAGGCAACGCCUCGCACCCUUGUCUGGAGACCGUUCC
Schistocerca gregaria is the source of this 1337-nucleotide messenger RNA. Its product is annotated as PR domain zinc finger protein 8. Gene Ontology annotation, biological process: regulation of DNA-templated transcription. The record is from RefSeq and is a predicted model, not a curated record. The transcript has 5 exons. Gene Ontology annotation, cellular component: nucleus. Lineage: Eukaryota; Metazoa; Arthropoda; Insecta; Orthoptera; Acrididae. Bases 1 to 1203 code for a protein of 400 amino acids.